AACGGGGAUGCAGCGCACGCGCCCGACUGAGGCAGUUGCCGCGUGGGCCGGCAUUCGUUGGGCUAACGGUCCCACCUGCCGCCCAGCGGGAGGGAGCCUGAGGGGAACAUGGACAAAAGAUACCUAACCCAGAUGGAUGAGCAGAGCACCUUGCCCAAAACAAAACUGGUGUCUCGUCUCCAGUUGGGACCAGAGAAUAGAGAAAUACCACAUAUGGUUGAAGGAAGGAAUAUUAUGCAUGAACAAGCUGUCCACAUUGAGGAAAACAGCAGUUCACUGUCCUCUUCAGUAUCGAAGUAUCCUACUGCACUCCGUACAGCAGUUUACAGAACAGGCACAGAAAGGAAACACAAAACAACAGUAAAGGAAGGAAAGAUGGGCUUUGAAUAUGUACUCUCAAGAAAACUGAGAGAGUGUCCUGAAAUGGCUCAUUGCGAGACGAUGAUAUCCUUAGAGCUGAAGAAUGACACUGGAAAGAAACUUUCUAUGAUUCCUGUUCAUGAAAAAGUUCAGCAUGUUAUUGGCACAUCAGUGUCUUCUACCAUAGAUAGUGAAGAUGAUGAUAAAGAGACUGAAAUUCAAACAGUUGUUUCAGAACCAAGUUGCCAUACAAAGAUCUGUAAACAACAGAAAGCUGGAACAUCUCAUAACAAACCUAUUAGGGAAAAAGUUUACUCUUAUGAUAGAACAGAACCAAUUGAUGAUGUGAUAAAGCAUAUUUUGAGGCUGAGAGGCAAACUUGGCUGGCAAACAGUAUUACCACCACGUGGAUACAUAGCUGAAGAGACGAAGGCGACUAUAAUUCAGAAGAUUGCACUUCAGAGACCUUUAUUACUGAAAGAUAGUGGAGAAUAUGUAUAUUGUCUCAGAAGAAGCAGGAACAACCCUAAGGCUCCCUAUAAUCCAUACGAUCUUCAAGUUGUCUCUGCAAAUUCAGCUAGACAUAAUAAAGAAUAUUGGACCAUUACUGCUUCAUUUGUAUCCAAGUUUUCUGUAUUACACAAAGCAGAAGAAAUGGAAAUAAUUCCUGUAAUAGAAUGGCUAUGUGAAAGACAACUUUAUUACAUGAUAUGUAAUUUUAAUGUGUUUUCCAAUGUCAGAAUGAAGAAAUAUUUUUUCACCUGGAAAAUCAAUGUUCGAAGAGCUAAGACAACCAAGAGCAAAACUAUGAUGUACAACCAGCUUUUUUUGGCUGAUGAAUUAUUUCUAAGCUGCUUGCUUUAUAUCCAAGGACUGUGCGAAGACGCAUGUAACAUUAAUUGCUGCCAAGGAUCAGAAGAUAAUGCAAUUUAUUUGAUAAAGGUGGACAGAUCUCGCACAUAUUCGUUGGAUGAGUUUUGUGAGGAGCAAUAUCAACAGAACAAAGAAGCACUUCAUCAGCUACAGGCUUUCAGGGAGAAAGUAAUUAAAGCCAUUCAAAGUACUUUUUUAAGGGUGGCAGAAAUGAAGGGAGCUCAAAACCUUUUUCAGUCUGUGCCAAGUGACAGCAAAGAAAAUCCAAAAUAUGCUGAGAUAAGUGAAUGGCGUCAGAUGAUGAAACGCUUUUCAAGGUUUCUUCUGCUAGUUGACAAGAUCUUCCAAGAACUGCUACGUAAACUGGUGCACAAUGCUGUCCAGCUGCUACUGGAGUUAUUUAAGGGUUCCAGCAAUGUGACCAAUCCAGAUGAAAAGAAGAAUGAAAACCUUAUAAGUAUUUAUAAGAACACUCUUGUGCGACUAUCUGGCCAGUUGGAUGUAGAAUACAGUUCAGUAGGAGUAUCUAAAGAUUUCAUUCGAGAUUUUGAGAGAGCAUCUCAAGAACCAUCUUUCCGUUCAAGGGAGGACAAAGUUUUAAAACCUGAAAUAAUUACUGUUGCUGAUAUUGACAAGGUGCUAGAAGAUGUAAAAAAGCAACUGGAAGGAGAGCAAGAAUAUGCACCAGUAUUUGAAGUAAAUAUAGGUCUAAGAAUUCCUUUUGAGAAGAUUAAUGAUAGGGGCAGUCAUCCGGAGGAUGAUCUGGAGUCCUGUGAGAUGCAAGAUGAUGAUUAUUUUUCACUGACCUCAGUAGAGUUUCUGAAGCAAAGGUUAAAAGAUGAUGAAAAUUUGAAAAGUUGGUCCCAGAGUAACAGUAAAAGGGCAUGUGGGGAGCUGUCGGAAAAUACAAAGAAACAAGAGACAUUUAAAUUAAGUCAAGGAAAAACUGACUUUUCUGGCGGCAAAGCAGAAGUCAACCCUGAAUCAGAUAAUAAAGCAGAAUUAAAACAGGAAUGUUCUUCAUCAUUCUGUACAGAUAUCUUUUUAAUUCCCAAUAGAAGACAGUUUUCUAAAAAAUUACAAGGAAUUGUGGAUGGUCUAGAAAAUACUACCGGGAUUGUCUCUGAAAGGGUUUAUUCAAUACCUAAUUGGGAUGAAAAUCUACAUUAUCACUCUCAUAUGCCCUGGUACCAACCUCCCUGGAGCCCUCCCUCUCUCGCAUAUGGGGAAUCACAAUGGCCUUUUUGGAACAUGUGGGAACCUUUUGGGGAUAGAUAUGUGACAGUGUUCAUAACUCUUUUAGUAGUAGACAUUGUCACUGAAAGGUCAAAGCAUGCUCAGGUUAUUCCAUUUUCUCGUGAUACUCAUCUGUCAGUCUUCAUCACUCAGUCUUUACAUAAAAUAAUGCAGUCACCUGAAAGUUGUACGGAAUUGUGGGAAAAAGAGUAUCCAGUUCCAUGGCCCAAUUGGGAGCUACUUCUAGGAACAGAUCCAUGCUACCAAAACAAAAUUUUGACUCUUCUGUCUAUUCUUAGUAGUUCAAUGGAACAAGUUGAAUCUUAUAGCAGAAACUUUUUGCGAUACUGUGCCAUGGUGAAUGAAGCUAAAACUAUGAAUAUGGAAAUCUUAGCACUACAAAGGGAAUUAUCGUCACAUGAUUUCAGAGGAAUCUUAAAUAAGUAUACAGAUGAUGUAAAUGAGAUUAUAUGUAUGACUAUUGAAAGACGCAUUCAUAUGAUUAAGGUCAGAAGUGUUAAAUAUCAAACAGACUGCCUGCCAUAUUUUGAAACCCUGGUUAAUAUAAUACGUUCAUCAUUGUAUGCAAUAGUUGAAGCAAAGAACUCACAUCUCUCAGAAGUUAUCCAUUCAGCACUUAGAAAGCUGGACAAAGAUCUCACAACAGUGGAAGAAUUUAUUGAGCACUUGACUUUUCUGAGCCAAAUUUCCUCAGAGUUGCCAAUGCUAGAGACUCAGUAUAACACUCUUUCCCAAUUGUAUUCUAUUGCAAGAGCCUAUGACUUCUUUAUUCCAGUUGAACAGUUUGCCUUAUAUCAGACCCUUACUCGCAGUCUGUACGAUCUUAAAUCAAGUAUCCUUAUUUGUGAAAAAGGAAAAAGUGACAAUAUUAUAAAAUUCAGUGCAGAUUUGGAUGGCUAUUUUGGCAACCUACAGUUUGAACUUAGGAACUUUAAGAACAAAGUGAGAAAUCCAGUUCUCCUCCUUAGCAAAACAUUGCCUAAGACAGCUAAAGAGAUGAUCCAAAGUCUUGUGGAAGAAGCUGCAGUUAUUUCUAACAAAUCCAGAAGUUAUGCAAAUUACCAGGAUCUCUUUGACAGUUCCAUUGCUGACAUGAGAUCAUUGUCAUUGGAAAGGAUGUCACAGAAGAAUCAAGUUGGAGACUCAAGUCCUCAGAGAGUGAAUAAAGAGCUCUCUGAAGUCGAAAGUGAAUUAUCUUUGCGAAAACUCUUGUGGGACUUACUAGAGGAAUGGGGGAAGCUUUCUUUUAGGUGGAAACAUACACUUUUUCAGAAUGUUGAUGUAGAUUUAAUACAAAAGGAUGUUAGUAGAUUUAUGCAGACAAUACAGAUUCUAGAAAAAGGUUUACCAGAAAAUACUAUUAUAAUAGGUCUGAAGCAGUCACUAAGCGAUUUUAAAGAAGGCCUAUCUGUGAUUGUGUCUUUAAGAAGUCCAUGUCUUCAACCAAGGCAUUGGGAGGCUAUACAGUAUAUUAUUGGGAAAUCCAUUUCUUGGGAUAAAAAGUUUACCCUGGAGGAUGUUCUGCAACUCAAUUUGUUUCAGUACAAGAAAGAAAUCGGUGAUGUAUCAGUAACAGCAACCAAUGAAGCUACCCUUGAAAUAAUGCUGAAUAAGAUAAUUAACCUUUGGAAUAAAACUAAUUUCCGUUUGUCUCCUCACCGCUCUGAAACUUCAACUGUCAUGAUUAUUUCAUCUGCUGAAGAUGUAAUGGCUCAGUUAGAAGAAUCUCAAGUAACAAUUUCAACAAUUAAGGGUUCUUGCUAUGUUGGGCCAAUUAAGAACCUUGUAGACGCAUGGGAUCAUACGUUAAAUCUCUUCUCUCGCACCCUGGAGGAAUGGUUGACUUGCCAAAGGAAUUGGAUUUACCUGGAACCAAUCUUUCAUGCUCCAGAAAUACAAAGGCAGCUUCCAGCAGAAGCAAGUCUUUUCUCUCAGGUCAAUAACAAAUGGAAAGAGAUAAUGGCAUGUACAGAGGAUGACCCAAAUGCUCUUAGGGCAGCCACAACUGCAGGAGUCCUUGAGAUGCUGCAGACCAACAAUGCACAUCUUGAAAAAAUACAGAAGUCUCUUGAGGACUAUCUUGAGAUUAAACGAAUGAUUUUCCCAAGGUUUUACUUUCUCAGCAAUGCUGAACUUCUUGACAUUUUAGCUGAAAGCAAAAAUCCUGAGGCUGUGCAGCCUCAUCUUGUGAAAUGUUUUGCGAAUAUCAGGAAGUUAUAUAUACGCAGACAUGACCAGAACUCUCCGGUGGUGGUGAUGAUCAGUUCUGCUGAAGAAGAGACUCUCUUCGUGCCAAAGAUUAUUCGUAUUAGAGGCCCUGUUGAGCAGUGGCUAGGAAAUGUAGAGAGCAGCAUGUUUGACAUGGUAAAAAAAUUUGUAAAUAUUGGAAUGGUAGAGUGGAAUCAAAUGGAAUUUAAACAGUGGUUUCUGACUCAUCCAGGACAGGUGGUACUUCUUGUGAGCCAAAUUAUGUUUAAUAAGGAUUGUACAAGAAGUUUCCAGAGUUCUGAUCCAAAAAUGGCACUGACAGGAAUCCAUGAUGAACUAGUCCAUCAUCUAGAGCAGCUUGCAGAGAUGGCAUCUGACAUUCUUCAGUUUCACAAGCAAGCCACACUAGAGGCGUUGCUUACUCUGUACAUCCACUGUAGGGACAUACUUUCCAGUCUGAUAGAUAAACAAAUCUUCAAAAGGGAGGAUUUUGAAUGGACAAGGCAGUUGCGUUAUGAAUGGAAUGAAAUGAACACCACAUGUAGGGUAGUUCAAGGUAAUGCCUCCUUUAUUUAUGGCUAUGAGUACUUGGGCUGUUCCUCUCGAUUGGUUAUUACACCGCUCACCGACCGAUGUUGGUUAACCCUUACUGGAGCACUACACUUGAAUCUAGGAGGCUGUCCUGCUGGUCCAGCUGGUACAGGAAAAACCGAGACUGUCAAAGACCUGUCUAAAGCCAUGGGAAAACUCUGUGUGGUUUUUAAUUGUUUUGAAGGUUUGGAUUAUCAGAUGAUGGGAAAAUUCUUCUGUGGACUAGUUCAGUCUGGAACAUGGUGUUGUUUUGAUGAGUUCAAUCGCAUAGAUAUAGAAGUUCUGUCUGUAAUUGCUUCACAAAUUCAGACAAUCAAGGCAGCCAAAGAUAGACAUGUUAUCAGAUUUGUGCUGGAAGGAAAAGAAAUCCGUAUCAAUACAUCCUGUGGAAUCUUUAUUACCAUGAAUCCUGGGUACAAAGGCCGAGUAGAACUCCCAGACAAUUUAAAAUCUCUGUUUCGACCUGUCUCAAUGAUGGUACCAGAUUAUCAACUCAUUGCUGAAGUAAUGUUAUUUUCAGAAGGUUUCAAAUCAGCAAAGUCGCUCUCUGGGAAAUUGGUCAAUCUUUACCAGUUGGCUUGCAAUCAGCUGUCACAACAGGAUCAUUAUGAUUUUGGUAUGAGAGCCAUAAAAACAGUGUUAUUGAGGGCUGGACAGAAGAAAAAAGAAUUAAAAAUACAAAAUUAUUAUACUAGUGUUCCUGCAGAAGAAGAAACACUCAUUAUAAUCAAUUCAUUGAAAGAAGCUAAUUUACCCAAGUUUCUUGCAGAAGAUGUUCCUCUGUUUGAGAACAUUAUGGCAGAUCUGUUCCCAGGAAUUACAGUUCCAAGAGUAAGCACUCACAAACUAGAGAAAUCAGUAGCUGUUGCAAUGCAACAGUUACGUUUGCAGCCUUGGGCAUCUCAGAUAGAAAAAGUUUUACAGUUUCACAAUCAAAUUCUGGCUCGGGUUGGUGUGAUGUUAGUAGGCCCUACAGGUGGAGGGAAGACAACUGUUAGAACAAUUUUAGAAAAAGCCUUGGUAAUUUUACCAACUUUAUGUUUGGAAAAAAUUUCAAAAAAUGAUGCUGUUUUGCAGAAUGCACCGAAGAAAGGAAAAGUGGAUACUUUUGUAAUAAACCCAAAGUGUGUCAGUGUUGGUGAGCUGUAUGGACAGACUGAUCCUAAUACUAUGGAGUGGUCUGAUGGAUUAUUGGCAACAGCAGUUCGAACAUUUGCAAAACAUUCAACAAAAAAAUCUAAAAAAAUGGAGGCAAACACUGAUGCAGCUACAAGAAUACUGGACGCUUACACGUUGAACGCAAUGGAUCUAACUGACGCUGCUGUGACUGCAAAAAACAAAGAAGUAACAGAAUCUUCAUACUCACACAGUAAAACUAUUACUGAUUGGCAGUGGAUAAUCUUGGAUGGACCAGUAGACACAGUUUGGAUAGAAAACUUAAAUACUGUGCUAGAUGAUACCAGAACUCUGUGUCUUGCGAAUAGUGAAAGAAUCUACUUACCAUCAGGAAUCAGAAUGAUAUUUGAAACGGACAGUCUCUCUCAGGCCAGUCCUGCUACUGUCAGUCGAUGUGCAAUGGUUUUUGUGGACCCAAGUAAUCUGGGAUGGGAACCUUAUGUAAAGACAUGGCUGUUGAAAGCUUCCAGAAUAAUUACACAAAGUGGCUCGGAGUGUCUUGAAAGUUUAUUUGAAAAAAGUAUAAAAAAAGGACUAAAUUUUUUAGAUAAACACAAGAAAAUGCAGCCAUUUCCCGUGCAGCAGAUGGGAAUUGUAAUGAAUCUCUGCAGAAUCCUUGGUGCUUUUAUUGAUAUAAUGAGCAAAAAUGGACUCUUCUGUCACAGUGUUGAACGUCAGGAUGCUGUUGCAGGUACUUCAAAAGUGUCCCAAACCCAUUAUCUCAGCUCUCAACUGACAGUUGAAGCCAAAGCACUAAUUGCAAAGGCCUCAGUAGAAAAGAAAAGGGAAGAUCAGAAAUGGUUUUUGGAAAAGUAUCCUGAUAAAUUGCCAUCAUUGUUAGAGAAACUCUAUGUCUUUGCAUUUACUUGGGCAGUUGGAGGAGUUUUAAGACGAGAGACUGAUUAUGAGGAAGAGUCUCUGAUUGGCAUAAAUACCAAAGAUGAGUCUCUUGUAACUGUAACACGUGGUUUCAGUAACUUUGUUCGUGAUAUAUUUGAAGGAGAAUCACCUAUUGGCAUUCAGUUCCCAGCUGGAGACAGGGUUAUCUUUGAGUAUUUUGUGGAUUUACAAACAGGUGACUUUGCACCAUGGACAGACUUAGUUCCUACCACUCAGUUUCUAAUUCAACAAGAGACUACAUCAUUUUCUGAUUCCCUGAGAUCUGGGAGUAAUAAAGAUGUGAACCCUGGAAGAAGAGAUACUCUAAAGCUUAUACCCAAUAUGGAAACAAUUUGCUAUUCUUUUCUAACAAGCCUUCUUUUAAUGAAUAAACAUCCAGUACUUAUCACAGGCGACUCUGGUAUUGGGAAGACUGCCAUGAUUCAAAAUAUGCUUGAAAGACUUCAGAAACAAGGGGGAUUCUUUGUAAAAUCCAGAACAAUUUUAGGAGAUGUCGUCUUACAUAAUGAAAUUAAAAAAGCAAGCAUGUUAAAGAAUUCCAGUCACUUAACAUUUGAUAUGCCCCAAGAUGCUCAGAAGAGAGUGUGGCCCUCAACUGGAGACUUGGAUUUGAAGUCAACAAAGGGGCCAUAUUCUGCAAGUGAAACUGGUGACAUUGCUCCAUCAUCUGAAAGAAUCAAGGGUGUUAUAGUUUCCACAAUACAGUGUGGUGCCCACACGAGUGCUGCCCAAAUACAGGCAAGGGUUCGUCAGAAAUUAAUACUAAAAAGUAAAGAUACUCUUGGUGCACCAAAAUCCAAACAGGUGAUAAUGUUUAUUGAUGAUCUGAAUAUGCCAAUACCAGAGGAGUAUGGUGCCCAGCCGCCACUUGAAACAAUCAGACAGUUUUUAGAUUUAGGAGGUUUUUAUGACACUAAGCAACUUGCAUGGAAGAAUAUCCAUGAUGUCUCACUGGUUGCAGACUGUGCCCCUCCAAGUGGUGGAAGAAAUGAGAUUAGCCCACGUCUUCUCACACACUUUUGUCUGUUGGUUCUGCCCCAACCUUCCUUACAAUCCUUACAACGUAUUUUCCAGAUCACAUGGACCAAAGAAAAAUUGAUGGAGGAGUCAACCAUAUUUGUGGAUUUUCUGGAUAUGAACACACCUCUUGAAAGUAAAAUCUAUCGAAACAUCACUAACUAUGAAAAACUUGUUUCUGUCUUGGAAGAAUUUCAAACUAAAAUGAACUCAACGAAUACUAAGACUUCAAUGGUGUUCUUUAAGGAAGCUGUAGAACACACUACAAGGGCUGCUAGAGUCUUUCGGCAACCAGGCGGCCACAUGAUGCUAGUUGGUCUGGAUGGAAAUGGGAAAAUAACCUGUGCGACCCUAGCCUGUUAUUUAUCAAACUGUAGUCUCUUUAGAUUGUCUGUUACCCACAGUUACAGCUACACAGAUUUCAUAGAGGACCUGAAAAGAGUCUAUAGACAAACAGGGCUGGAGGGCCAGAACACUGUUUUGCUCAUCACUGAUUCAGAUAUAGUUCAGGAUUCUUUUUUAGAACAUUUGAGCUUCAUUCUGAAUUCUGGAGAAGUGCUUGAUUUAUUUGAUAAGGAGGAGUUGGAAGGUAUUGUUGUGAAGCUUACAGCUGUUGCCGAAAAGGCUAACUACUCUAACAGCAGAGAAGCAAUUCUUUCAUUUUUCAUGCAGAGAGUACAUAGCAAGCUUCAUAUUGUUUUGACGACAAGUCCUGCAGGACUUAACUUCCGUCAACUUUGUCGGAUAUAUCCUUCCAUUGUUAAUUGCUCUACCAUUGACUGGUACAACAACUGGCCUGAAGAAGCUCUCCUGCAUGUUGCAAAAAGCUACUUUAGCCAUGAAGACAUUUGUGAUGACAGUGAGAACUUAACAAACAUGGUUGCCCAGGUAUGUGUUGAAAUCCACAAAAGUGCAUCUACAACAAUGGAGAAAUAUUUGAAGGAAACUAAAAGGCACUACUACAUCACUCCUAAUAGCUAUUUGCAAUUCAUAGACACCUUUUUAAGCAUAUUACAGAGCACAAAAAAGAAAAGUCUGUUUAACAGGGCUUGUUUUUACAAUGGUCUGGCCAAGCUUCUGGAAGCAACAUCAUUGGUUGCAGAAAUGCAAGAAGAGUUGCUUACCCUGGGCCCUCAGAUAGAGCAAAAAUCAAAGGAGAUAGAAGAACUCGUGGAAAAACUUCAUAGAGACUCACUAGUAGUGGAGCAGGUUCGAACUCUUGUUAAACAGGAUGAAGAAAUCAUGGCUGAGGAAACAAAAGUUGUGGAAGAAUAUGCUCGGCAAGCAACUGAAGAGCUAAAUGCUGUUUUGCCAGCUUUAGAAAAGGCCCUCGCUGCUCUAGAUGCAUUGGACAAAGCUCACAUUGCAGAACUCAGAGUAUAUACUCAUCCUCCUCCUCUUGUACUAACUGUUAUGAAUGCAGUUUGCAUUCUUCUGCAAAAAAAACCUAGUUGGGCAACAACAAAGCUCCUCCUUGCAGAUGCAGGAUUCCUCAAAAAAUUGGUUACUCUGGAUAAAGAUAAUCUACCAGAAAAGGUGUUUCUGCAAUUGAAAAGAUAUGUAAGAUCACCUGACUUUAGCCCAUCAAAAGUGGGACUAGUGUCUAUUGCCUGUUGCUCCAUGUGUCACUGGAUUUUAGCUUUGGAUCACUACCAUGAAGUACAAAAGUUGAUGAAGCCAAAACAAAUCCGGGUUACAGAAGCUCAGGAAGUACUAAGACUUGCCCAUCAAAAACUGGAUGAAAAACAAAGAAGUUUGGCCUUGAUUGAAGAACAUGAACAGAAUUUAGAGGCAAGCUAUCAAGAGAGCAUAGCCCAGAAAGAAAUGCUAGCAACUCGAAAGCAACUGGCAACUCAGCGUCUACACAGAGCAUCUAUAUUAAGCACAGCUCUGGCGGAUGAGAUGGAGCGAUGGAAAGAAUCAGUUAAUAACCUGGACGAAAGGCUGCAAGGUAUUAUGGGUGAUGCCCUUGUUUCAGCAGCAUGCAUCAUCUACAGCGGAGUGUUAUCAGCAGAAUAUCGUCAGCAGCUAAUAAAUGAAUGUCUGAGAUUGUGUAAUGAGAAUAUCAUUCCCGUGUCUCCAAAUUAUUCCCUAAUAACAGCUAUGACAGAAAAAAAUGAGGUCAGUAAAUGGCAAAAUGAAGGUUUGCCUCUCGACCAGUACUCCAUUGAGAAUGCUAUCCUUGUUAAGAAUGGACAACGGUGGCCUUUACUAAUUGAUCCACAGAAACAGGCUUACAAAUGGAUUUGUCAAAUGGAGGGAGACAGGCUACGACAAAUUCAUACUUCUGAUUCCAAUUACUUAAGAACUUUAGAAAAUGCCAUGCGAAUUGGAGACUCCAUUCUGCUACAGGAUCUUGCUGAAACUUUGGAUUCAAAUUUAAAGCCAAUCUUAAGAAAGGAAAUCUACAGUAGAGGAGGUAGAGACUUCAUCAGGAUUGGAGAUGCUGAAAUUGAAUACAACCACAACUUUAGAUUAUACAUAACGACGCAAAAAGCCAACCCCCAUUUUCUUCCUGCAGUUUGUAACAUGGUCACAAUGAUCAACUUCACUGUAACAUUCCAAGGUUUGCAGGACCAACUGUUGUCCACUGUAGUAAUUCAUGAAACACCCCAGUUAGAGCAACAACGUUGUGAGUUAUUGGAGAGUAUCUCUGCUGACCAAAUCACACUCCGAGAACUGGAACAAAAGUCACUUAAACUGCUCCAGAAAACAGAAGGACACAUAUUAGAUGACCAGGACCUCAUUGACAUCUUACAAAGAACAAAAGUUACUUCAAAAGAGAUUUUUGAGCGUGUUGAAGCAUCAGCAAAAACAGAGGCCACAAUUGAAAAAACACGUAAAAACUAUCUCCCUAUUGCAACUCGAGGUGCUGUGCUCUACUUUGUAGUGGCAGAUCUUAUUAAGAUCAACUAUAUGUAUCAGUUUUCAUUGGAGUGGUUCCAUAAAAUCUUUGUAGAAUCUAUGGAUUUUGUGAAUAAACUGCAAAGUCAAAUUUCUCUGUCAGAUUCGACUUCUUCUGUAUGUGGAACAGUACGAGCCCUUAGCAGGCAGAGAAAAAGGCAUUUCACCCAAGAGCACUGGGAAGAAUGUGAGAAUGAGACAGACAGCUUUAACAGGCAUCUUAAAGAUAUAAUUGACAUGUUGACAAAUAAUGUUUAUAAGACAGUUUCUUCUGCCCUCUUCACUGAAAACCAACUCUGCUUCUCUUUCCUACUCUGCACUAAGAUCAUGCAGAAUAACUGUGGUGAAAAUCAAGCCCAAGACAAACUUGGAUUCCUACCUGUGAAUGAGUGGAACUUCUUCCUGUACUCCAGCAUGUUGGCAAAUAUUAUGGAUACACAAUCAGAGUUCGAAAAUUAUGGUUCAUAUAUGUUUAAUAAAACUCCUCAUCUCUGGAUUACUGAAUCUAUGUGGAAGGAAUGUCAGUACAUGAGCACUCACAUGCAACCUUUCAAUCUCUUGUGUGACUCCCUUGCAUCAAAUUCCCAACAAUGGAGUUCUUUCCUAAACAGUGGUAACUUAUAUUAUUUACUUAGCACACGUUACAGACCAGCAUCGUCACAACAAGAUACAGACCUGCAAUCAGAUGCACUGAAAGAAAGAAUUGGGCUUGAUAGUGCCGUGGUAGACUUUCAUUGGGAGAAUCUUUCGUCAUUUCAAAGAAUUAUAUUGAUUAAAAUUCUCAGACCAGGAAGUUUAAAUAGUGCAAUACGAGAGUUUGUUAUUGAGAAAUUAGGAGCCAGAUAUCUUCAGACUGGAGGGAUUAACUUGAAAGAAGUGUAUGAAGAUUCCAGUGCCACAACUCCAUUAAUAUUUAUUCAUUCUCAUGGAAUAGACCCAGCAGCUCACCUUCUGCGCCUUGCACAGGAAAUAAAAGGAAGCACACAGCAUGUGAAAAUGGUUUCUUUGGGACGUGGUCAGGGAAGCAAAGCUGAAGAUUUGAUACAUAAAGCACAGCUGUUGAGUGGACAAUGGGUUUUCCUCCAAAACUGCCAUCUUGCUGCAUCAUUUAUGCCCAGACUUUGUACAAUUGUUGAUUCAUUUACCCAGCCAAACAUAAACAUGGAUCCUCAGUUUAGACUAUGGUUAAGUUCCACACCUGAUCCUUCUUUCCCCAUACCUAUCCUGCAGAAAGGUUUUAAGAUGGCAAUAGAACCACCUCAGGGUCUGAAGGGAAAAUUACUUCAGACAUUUGGAUACAGUGGCAGCGGAGAGGUAACAGAAAUUAUCUUCAACAAGGUUGAAUGUGGCUUAUCAUGGAAGAAGCUGGUGUUCAGCCUGUGUUUCUUCAAUGCUGUAGUUCAUGAAAGAAAAAAAUAUGGAGCUUUGGGCUGGAAUGUCCCAUAUGAAUUUAACUCUUCCGAUUUAGAAGUAUAUCGACCCUUGUCUGCCACAGAUAGCUUACAAGACUGUAGAGCCUAUUUAGAGUCUCUGCCAGACACUGAUUCACCAGAGCUAUUUGGAAUGCACGCCUGUGCUGGAAGAGCAUUCCUGGAAUCUCAGGCACAAACCUUUAUUGAUACCAUUGUCAGUAUGCAGCCAGGAAUCAGCAUGGACACCCUGAUCAUCAGUGGUGGAAAGAGCCCAGAUGAAUUAGUACUGGAAAUAGUUUCUGACAUUCUAAGACAGCUGCCACUCACUGUAGAGGAACAAGAUACAGAACUGACACCUGGAACUGAACAUUCCUCCAAAAUGAAAAUCACACUGGGAAGCUUACUGUCAGGCCCCAUUUGGGCUGCUCUUGCAAAAGCGACUAAAGGACAUGAUCCUUUUAUCAAUUCAGCUUUGUUAACUGUUCUUCGCCAGGAGAUUGACCGAUUUAAUCAUUUAUUGUCUGUAAUAACCAUAUCAUUGCAUUCACUUCAACGAGCUAUGAAAGGAGAGAUUAUCUUCACUACAGGGUUAGAAGAACUUUAUAACUCAGUUUUGAAGUCCAAGGUGCCUGAGUUCUGGCAGCUAUAUUCCUAUAUGUCAAAUAAGUCUUUGGGAUCAUGGAUUGAUGACCUUAUUCUACGAGUGAAUUUCUUUGCAAUCUGGGCAAACCAGGUCAUCAGCUGUAUACAAUUAAGGUAUAACAGCUUAAUGAUGCUUCAGAAACAAGCCAAAACAUCUGGGAUUUCAUUCUCAUCACCGACUGGCGAUAGACCCAACAUAUCCACCAACAGCAUUCAGGGAAAUCCUAGUCGCUUCUGGCUUUCAGGGUUUUUUUUCCCACAAGGGUUUCUUACUGCUGUGCUGCAGAACUAUGCUCGUCAAAAUGGAAUCUCAGUGGAUUCUCUAACUUUUGGCCAUAGACUGCUUCCUACGAUCCACGCUGAAGACUGCAACCUCAGAGAAGUCAAAAGAAAACAAAAUAUAAUACAAACCGCAUUUAAGGGAUCUUCCCCACCUGAAAAUGGUGUUCUAGUUUUUGGUUUAUAUAUAGAUGGUGCACGAUGGAGUCCUACUACACAUGUGCUGGAAGAACCCUUUCUUCAUGACAGAUUUUAUCCACUCCCUGAAAUAGUGUUUUUACCACAACAGAUUAUCCAAACAAGACACACAUGUCCAGAUGAGGAACAAAGAGAACUAAUGCAUUAUGAAUGUCCACUUUACCGGACUCCUCAAAGAGCUGGAAUCUUGUUAUCUACAGGUCUGUCCACUAACUUUGUAACAACAAUCAGUCUACCAACCAAGAGAACUUCCAGUCAUUGGGUUACAAGGGGGGUUGCAAUGCUGUGCCAACUGGAUGACUGACAAAUUGAAAAAACAAAACAAAAACAAAACAAAAACCACCAUUUAUUGUUCAUGAAACCACAUCUUAUCUGCUGCAUUAGGAGUACUAGUAGUCAGUCAGCUAGUUACUGUACAAAUAUGAUCAAGAUAAUGUAGUACCUUCAGCACUCCUUGCGUUAAAUAAAUGUUAUUUAAAAAUCCGUAGUUUGAUGUACAGCAUGACACUGUUCCUACUUUGGUUUUAUCCAUUCGCUCACCAACCUGGUAUCUGAUUAUUCAUCUGAAGCAGUGUGUUUAAGUUUUAUAACAUCUCGGUAUAGGCUAGACAGGAAAGUAGAGCAUUCUAAGUAGCUUUAUUUAUUAUUUAAGUUUAUGAUUGAA
Messenger RNA from Trachemys scripta elegans, 14481 nucleotides. RefSeq names its product dynein axonemal heavy chain 14 (gene DNAH14). NCBI's taxonomy places the organism in Eukaryota, Metazoa, Chordata, Testudines, Emydidae. Gene Ontology annotation, cellular component: dynein complex. Gene Ontology annotation, molecular function: dynein light intermediate chain binding; dynein intermediate chain binding; minus-end-directed microtubule motor activity. The coding region runs from base 109 to 14121 and encodes 4670 amino acids. Gene Ontology annotation, biological process: microtubule-based movement. The record is from RefSeq and is a predicted model, not a curated record. The transcript is spliced from 85 exons.